Molecule: messenger RNA, 1183 nt
Organism: Lentinula edodes (shiitake mushroom)
Lineage: Eukaryota; Fungi; Basidiomycota; Agaricomycetes; Agaricales; Omphalotaceae
Exons: 1
Coding region: 251-1099 (282 amino acids)
Source: RefSeq, a predicted model, not a curated record
UGAAAGUUGUGAUGGCUGAGUCCAUGAUAUGUUGAAAAGAAGAAGACGAGGGAUAAACUGGAAGAGUGAUUAUAGUUGAGUGUUCUGACGCGGUAGUAUAAAGUGCUGGACACUGGGGAAGGAGAUCCAUGAAAUGAGUGAUGGAAAAUGAGAACUUUCUCAAAGGGUGCAAGCGGCAAAUUGAACGAUAAUCACAUUGUUUCCCGCAUUCAUUUGAAUUGAACCCUCACCAUUACGACGCGCUAUCCCGAUGGUAGAUGUUAUAUCGAUCGUGGUGGCGGUACUGGCGUUAUUGGGAACUAUUGCCCAAGCUGCUCUUUCUGCCUUUUUCGGGAUCUAUUCAGAAGAACGAAAACGUCGAAUAGAUCUACAAACCACUUUUUCCAAAUACCACGAUCCACUUCACCUCGCGGCAGAUGAUCUUUCUGCGAAGCUCAUCAAUAUCAUCGACUACAACUUUGCUUCAGUUAUUCUCAACGAAAACGAGCCCGAGUUGCAAACAUAUGGCAUAACCCACACGUGUUUCGUCUUUGCACAGUUCUUUGCUUGGGUAUACAUUUUACGUCGCGACACCGAAUUUCUUCGACCGAAUACAACGCUGAAUUCGGCUGGAGCAGAAGUCAUACAGUUGCUGGCACAUAUUCGUGAAAUCCUUCGUUCAGGCCACGUAAAAAGAUUUCGAAUUCUUUCUGGCAUCCAGUCCGCGAUUGGGGAGAUAACGACUGAGAAAGAAAUGCAGGAUAGCAGUCAAGUCGGACAAUUGCGCUGCUUGGGAUAUGCGGCGUUCUGUGAAAGAUGGGCAGAUCCAACUUUCAGGGCCUGGUUCCGGCCUAUUGUGGACGGGCUCAAAGCUCUUGCUCGAGGCAGAGAUGUCGAUCGCGAAGACAGACUGCAGAUAUUGCAGCACCUGCUUUCGGACCUCACUGAUGUGCUUGACCCGGAGCAUAUCCAUAGCACCGCUGGGGGACAUGGCAAGAAAUCCUCGUCAUGGUGCGUCUGUAGGAAAUGUCAGUAUCCUGAGAGGAAGGAGGCCCAUUUAACUGGGACCUUGGGGAAAAAAGAACAGUUCAGUAUUUUCAAUGGGCAUGCCAAGGGUUGAGAGCUCGAGAAAGCUACAAUGUAAAGAUUUCGACUGCCAGUGUAGAGUUCAAUGUACAGAAGUAACAGAACACCAAUGACCAUA